Megalops cyprinoides (Indo-Pacific tarpon) is the source of this 3279-nucleotide messenger RNA. Its product is annotated as WD repeat-containing protein on Y chromosome-like. The transcript has 25 exons. The record is from RefSeq and is a predicted model, not a curated record. Bases 1 to 3279 code for a protein of 1092 amino acids. NCBI's taxonomy places the organism in Eukaryota, Metazoa, Chordata, Actinopteri, Elopiformes, Megalopidae. Gene Ontology annotation, molecular function: calcium ion binding; protein binding.
AUGAACAAACAUAAUGCAGACCAGCCAAGUGCAGGCAGCGAGGUGGCAAAGAGCAUCAAACCCACAGAGCAGGUUGAGAAAAAGGAGCAAUGCCAGAAGGAGAAACGGAGAAGUGACAAGAAUCUGAGUUUAAUUGAGGCAGUUUUCCAUGAUGCAGGCAUUGAUGAUAAACAAGGCUUGGAUAAAAAAAAGUUCCGGGAAGUUAUGAAAACGAUCAUGGGUGAUGUGAAGGAUGAGGAUCUUGAUGGUAUAUUCAUGAAGGUGGAUGCCAACUGUGACGGCACAGUGAAAUGGGAAGAGUGUAAGAAUUAUAUGCAGCUGGAGCAUGAAGCCAAAGACUCAAUGCAAAAGUCAGUCCGACCCCUGUACUUCCCAAAACCCAUCAAGGUCCUGCGGCAUGCUCACUGCAAGGCUAUCGUCGCGUUGCAGUUCUAUCCUUUCCAGAAGCCCCAGGGAGAGAAAAGGGAUUCAGGGGGGUUUGAGGAGUGUGCCCCCAAACCCCGAAUCCAGCCAGGUCACUACCUGUCAAUCACUCAGGAUGGUAUCCUCAGCUAUUGGAGUGAGCGGUUCAAGCUGUUGCACUCUGUGAAUCUUGACAACCUGAAGCAAAUGCAUGCCGAACUCUUCCAGAAGAUCUGGGUAACGGAUAUGAUUUGCCUGAGGAACAUUGACCUGCUGGCCAUCUCCUCCACCAGCCUCCAUUUGGAAUUCUAUGACAUCAGUGCCAGGAAGUGUGACCUUGCAUUCACCUUGACUGGUCUAGACUGCUCGGUGACGGUCAUGGAUUAUUGGUCAGACGGUAAAAAAGGCGUGUUCACCUACGGGGAUGUGAAUGGCUGUGUGACUGUCUUCACAUCUGCUGAUGUGAUUCAUAACGGCCUCUUCAACAGAGGGACCUCGAAGACUGUUUCAGGGGGUGACUGUCAGAUAACUGUGGCAGACUUGCAGAAAAACUCUUGCGGCAAUUAUCACUAUUUUAAAGUUGCUCUUCAUAAAAAUUGGUGCCAGCAAAUCCAUUUCCUCCCAAAGCUGAAUGUCAUUGCCACCUGCUCUGCAACAGACCAGACAGCAAUGGUGUUGACCAGUUUUCCAGAUUCAUACAAGAGCGAAGUCCACAACACUGUCUUCCAUCUGCAAAAGGGUAUAAUGUGCUUUGAUUACUCCCCAGAUCUGAAUAUUCUCGUGACAGGAGGUCUUGACAGGAUCGUGCGAGUCUGGAGCCCAUAUGUGACAAAAAGGUCUUGUCAGCAGAUGAAGGGCCAUAUCUCUGUCAUUACACACAUUUUGGUCAAUGGCAGGGACAAGAAGGUCAUUAGCAUCUCCAAGGACAAGAACCUGCGCGUGUGGGACCUCCAGGACUGCUCCUGUCUUCAGAACAUCCGCUCAAAUGAAGUAUCGAUGGGCAGGCCCCCCAUCACUGGCGUCUUCUACAACCGUGACACUAACACCCUGGUGGUUGCCACCUGUCUGGUGGGAGUUCUACAAGGGGCAGUGGAAGAUGUGAACAUGAUUUAUAAGGCAAAAACUCACAAGGAGCCCCUGUGUGCUUCUCUCUACAACACUAACUUCAAACAGGUGGUGAGUGGUUGCCAUGACGGUGUGGUCUGCGUGUGGGACAUCAUGACAGGAGAGAAGGUGAUGCAGUUCCAGACAUGCCCCAGGAAGCCUGUGGAAGUGACUGCUAUGGCAUUCGACACACCCCAGCGACGACUCAUCACGGGUUCCUAUGAUGGCACAGUACGCAUCUGGAAUUUCAACAAUGGGGCACUGCUCUUACAGGUCCCCCUUGUGGACAAAACUGAGGUAACAAGCAUCCUGCACAUCAACAAGAGGAUCUAUGUGUCAGGCUGGAGCAAACGCAUCAUAUGCUACAAGGAUGUGAGAAGGGAAUCCCAGAUGGACUAUUAUGUGUGGAACCACUACCACUCGGAGGACAUCUUCUGUAUGCAUGCCUAUGGCACUGAGAUGGUCGCGACAGCCUCGUACAGUGGUGACACCAUUAUAUGGAGCACCAGCUCCAAGGAGCCACUCUGCCGCCUCAAUGCUAGCGAGAGCCCACGGCUUCUGAUCUGUGAUCCGGGUGUGGGUGCUGAGGAGAAGCAAAGUUGUGGGUUCAAUCCCAUAAGCCCUGAAGAGCUGGCCAAACCCACUAUGGCAGUGGAAAAGGCCCUGUUUCUAAGCACACGAAAUCACAGCCCUGACACUGCUAUCCUGCUGACCAGCACAGCACAUGGCUAUGUCUAUGCAUGGUCCGUCUGCAAAGGAGGUGGGCUGCUAGGCAAGUUCAGAGCCACCCGAACAGAGGACACAGCAAUCACCACCCUGGCUACUAAUCCCGGGGAACAGACGCUACUCGCAGGGGACAGUAAGGGAGUAAUCACGCUGUGGGACAUUGAGAACUACUGCUAUUGCAUGUCGGGCAAAAGGGAUGAGAAGGAGGAGGAGUCAACCAGGGAGAAAACCCUGGGGCAGUCCAAUUUCAUCCCAAAGGAUGGCCAGGAGGGACUGGGAAAGGUGGUGUGGGGUGGAUUGAGGAUCUCCUUCUCCAGCCCAAAACUCCUGAACUCCUGGCGGUGUCACGGGAAAAGGAUUGUCCACCUGGAGUAUGUGGAGAGCUUACAGCUCAUUGUCACCGCCAGCCUUGACUGCAACGUGCGCUUGUGGACAUUUACCGGCGUAUACAUAGGCACAUUUGGCCAGGUGCAGUGGUACGUCGAUGACCCUGAUACCUUCCCCAAGGAGCUGCCUGCAGAUCUGCGGAUGCUGGGGUGCUCCGAAACGCCUGACGAGCUCGACGAGCCGCAUGAGAACUAUGAAGAUGGCGACCAGGAGACCCUGGCGCCCAGUGCCCCUGACACAGCAGCGACGGCAGGCAGCUUCAGUGGCGGGGCGGCACUUGAGCCGACAGAGCCAGCGCCCCCCGAACCGGGCAUGCCCCAGUGCACUGAUGAGGAGAUCGAGGAAACCUGGAUACAGUGGCAGAAGCAUGGCAAGAAAAGCAGAAUUUUGGGUCAAGCGUACAAGCCCAAAGUUAAAAACCUCAAGCCCCCUUGUCGCCCUGACCUCAGCACAUCCUCUGGCUGCAAUGAAACGCUGAGGGUAAGCAAGUUCCUGCCCUGCACCCCCCUGGUGCCUGUCACAGUACCUUCAAUGCCUGAAAUUCUGAAGAAGCAGCAGAAGAACCAGGAGUGCGCUGAAACUACGGGCAAACAGAAGUACCGGAAGAAGUGCACCAUGGGAAAGCAACAACACAAGGAUCAAACUCAUACUACACAUUGA